AAGUAAUCAAGUUGUUAUUGUUUCUUUUGUAAUUUAUACAGGUUAUGUUUUUGUCUAUUUGUUUAUUAUAAUUUAUAUAAAUGCUAGUAUAGUCACAUUUAUAAAAAUUAAGGAAAAACUCAAUUAUGAAACAAAUAAUCAUCACGUUUUGUAUUACUAUUUCAAGUUGAAAUAGGUUACUCAUUACUUUUUAAACCAUGGGCGAGCUGAAUAUGAAAAAUAAAGAAUGGGAGUCUACUAAAGGUUUACGAGAGCCAAUAAAGGCAAUAGAGGACAAAUGGAAAUUAGUUCCAUCAUUUUUACAAGUAAAAGGAUUAGUGAAACAACAUAUUGACUCAUUCAAUUAUUUUAUAAACGUAGAAAUAAAAAAAAUUGUUCAAGCUAAUGAAAAAGUAUUUUGUGAUGCAGACCCACUGUUUUAUAUUAAAUACCUCAAUGCAUAUGUGGGUACACCAGAUCUUGAAGAAGGGUUUAAUGUAACUAAGCCAACCACACCCCAUGAAUGUCGGCUAAGAGAUAUGACCUAUUCAGCUCCUAUUACUGUUGAUAUAGAAUAUAUAAGAGGUAAUCAACGAGUCAUAAAAAAUAAACAAUUGAUUGGAAGGAUGCCCCUGAUGUUAAGAUCAUCAAAUUGUGUACUGACAAAUAAAUCUGAUUUUGAAUUGGCACAGCUGAAUGAAUGUCCCCAUGAUCCAGGAGGUUACUUCAUUAUUAGAGGACAAGAAAAAGUAAUUUUAAUACAAGAACAGUUAUCCAGAAACCGGAUGAUUGUCGAUGAAUUUAAGGGUGCCAUUCAGUGUCAGGUUACUAGUUCUACCCAUGAGAAGAAAACUAGAACAAACGUUAUAGUGAAAAAUGGAAAAUAUGUUCUGCGCCAUAAUGCUCUUUCUGAUGAUAUACCGAUAGCAGUGGCAUUCAAAGCAAUGGGUAUCUGCAGUGAUCAAGAGAUAAUGCAACUGAUUGGAAGCGACGAUAAUACAGUUAAGAAAAUGGCCCCUUGUAUUAUGGAUUGUCAUAAUUUAAAAAUAUUUACACAGAAUCAAGCUCUUGCCUAUAUUGGUAGUAAACUCAAAGUUAAAAGAUUUCAGACAGUCAAUUCGAAAUGCCGCACCCCAGUGGAUGAAGCUAGAGACCUUUUAGCAACAACUAUUUUGGCGCAUGUAACUGUUGAAAACUACAAUUUUUAUGUAAAGGCUAUUUAUUUAGCUAUUAUGGUGAAGAGAGUUAUAGAGGCUGAGUCAAAUAAAGCAGCCAUAGAUGAUCCUGAUUAUUAUGGAAACAAAAGACUUGAGCUUGCUGGGUCUUUACUCUCUCUUAUGUUUGAAGAUUUGUUUAAAAGGUUCAAUUGGGAAUUAAAGUCUAUUGCAGAAAAAAUCAUUCCUAAAGUAAAGGCGGCGCCAUUUGAUGUUGUAAAACAUAUGAGACCUGAUUUGAUAGCAAAUGGCUUAUUUGCAGCUAUUUCUACCGGUAACUGGACUAUCAAGCGGUUUAAAAUGGAAAGGCAUGGUGUAACUCAAGUUCUUAGUCGUCUUAGCUACAUAUCUGCAUUAGGUAUGAUGACCAGGGUCAAUUCACAAUUUGAAAAAACAAGGAAAGUCUCUGGUCCGCGUUCCUUACAGCCUUCUCAAUGGGGGAUGUUGUGCCCCUCUGACACCCCGGAAGGUGAAGGAUGUGGCCUUGUCAAAAAUUUGGCAUUAAUGACGCACAUUACAACUGAGUGCUCAGAAGACCCUAUUGCUAGAUUGGCAUGUAACGCUGGUGUUGAAGAUGUAAGGCUUCUGGGAGGUGAAGAAAUUAAUCAUCCGGCAGUCUAUAUAGUGUUCCUUAAUGGUAACAUUUUAGGAGUAUCGAGACAAUAUAAAAGACUUAUUAGGGUAUUCAGAAUGUUUAGAAGGCGUGGACUUAUAUCUGCAUUUGUAUCAAUAUAUCCAAAUCAUAAUCAAAGGACCGUCUACAUAUGCAGUGAUGGCGGUAGGCUUUGCCGACCGUACAUCAUCGUAGAAAAAGGAUGUCCAUUAGUCCAACAAAUUCAUAUAAAUGAAUUAAAUAGAGGCAUAAGAAAAUUUCAAGAUUUUUUGACUGAUGGUCUUAUUGAAUAUUUGGAUGUGAACGAAGAAAAUGACAGUCACAUUGCGACAGUUGAAGCAGAGAUUGAUCCGUACGUGACAACGCAUCUUGAAAUAGAACCUUUUACAAUUUUGGGUGUGUGUGCAGGCCUCGUGCCUUAUCCGCAUCAUAACCAAAGUCCAAGAAACACUUAUCAGUGUGCUAUGGGAAAACAAGCAAUGGGAACCAUCGGAUACAACCAGAAAAACAGAAUUGAUACGCUGAUGUAUAAUUUAGUAUACCCACAAUGUCCUAUGGUUAAAACUAAAACGAUCGAAUUAACGAACUUUGACAAACUGCCUGCCGGUCAGAAUGCUACGGUAGCCGUAAUGAGUUAUAGUGGAUACGACAUUGAAGAUGCGCUGAUUCUCAAUCAAGCAUCCAUAGACCGUGGUUAUGGCAGAUGCCUCGUGUACAAAAGUGCCAAAACGACAAUGAAAAGGUACAGCAACCAAACUUCAGACAGAAUAUGUGGUCCGUCAAGAGACGCCAGCACGGGGAAAGUGAUUAGAGCACAUGAUUUAUUAGAUGCUGAUGGCAUUGCUGCACCGGGCGAAAUGGUAGAAAACAGACAAGUUCUAAUCAAUAAGCAAAUGCCUAUAGCAACAUUAACUCCCGUUCCUCAAGGUCAACCUCAACAGGUCGAAUAUAAAGAAGUUCCAAUAACAUAUAAAGGAGCCGUGGAAUCGUAUAUAGAAAAAGUAAUGGUUUCGUCAAAUUCUGAAGAUGCAUUACUUAUUAAGAUAUUGCUACGACAAACUCGAGUUCCAGAAAUCGGAGAUAAGUUUAGUUCCCGGCAUGGUCAAAAAGGUGUUACGGGGCUUAUAGUACAACAAGAAGAUAUGCCUUUCAAUGAUAGAGGUAUUUGCCCGGACAUGAUUAUGAAUCCUCAUGGUUUUCCUUCUAGAAUGACAGUUGGUAAAACUAUAGAAUUACUUGCUGGGAAAGCAGGGUUAAUGGAAGGAAAAUUUCAUUAUGGUACUGCAUUCGGGGGAUCGAAAGUUACAGACGUGUGCAAAGAAUUGGAAAAGCAUGGAUACAACUACCACGGAAAAGAUAUUUUUUAUUCAGGCUUAACAGGAGAACUUCUAGAGGCCUAUAUAUAUUCAGGUCCAGUAUAUUAUCAGAAGCUGAAACACAUGGUGCAGGACAAGAUGCAUGCGCGUGCUCGUGGCCCACGAGCUGUCCUCACCCGCCAACCCACCGAGGGACGCUCGCGGGACGGCGGUCUACGACUCGGUGAAAUGGAAAGAGAUUGUCUUAUUGGAUACGGUGCUAGCAUGCUACUAAUGGAGCGUCUGAUGCUUGCGUCGGAUGCGUUUAGUGCAGACAUCUGCGGCGCAUGCGGUCGGCUCGCAAGCCGCGCGUGGUGUCACGCUUGUCGCUCGUCUGCCGCUGUCUCGACUGUCGACAUGCCUUAUGCUUGCAAGCUGCUAUUUCAAGAACUCGCCUCUAUGAAUAUCGUUCCGAAACUUACUCUAAAAAAAUAUUCAUAACCAUACUUUAAGAAUACUAAUAAAUAUAUGCUAUGUUAUUAUCUUUAGUGUUCA
Molecule: messenger RNA, 3656 nt
Organism: Galleria mellonella (greater wax moth)
Lineage: Eukaryota; Metazoa; Arthropoda; Insecta; Lepidoptera; Pyralidae
Gene: RpIII128
Product: DNA-directed RNA polymerase III subunit RPC2
Exons: 13
Coding region: 198-3602 (1134 amino acids)
Biological process (GO): DNA-templated transcription
Cellular component (GO): RNA polymerase III complex
Molecular function (GO): DNA binding; DNA-directed RNA polymerase activity; ribonucleoside binding
Source: RefSeq, a predicted model, not a curated record